GCAGUGGUGGGAGGUGAGCUAACGGCCGCUACAUGAACAUAGUGAGCAGUGAGCACACCGCCACAGUGUCAGCGCGCUAGCAGGCACGGAAAUGUCGGGGAAGAGUUUUCGAGUCAGCGAUGGGGACUGGAUUUGUCCAGAUAAAAAGUGUGGAAAUGUGAACUUUGCUAGAAGAACAAGUUGCAACAGAUGUGGCAGAGAGAAAACCACAGAGGCAAAGAUGAUGAAAGCAGGAGGAACAGAAAUUGGGAAAACCCUUGCUGAGAAGAGCAGAGGCCUCUUUAGUGCAAACGAUUGGCAAUGCAAAACAUGUGGCAAUGUGAAUUGGGCUAGACGAUCAGAGUGCAACAUGUGUAACACUCCUAAAUAUGCCAAGCUUGAAGAAAGAACAGGUUAUGGUGGAGGUUUCAAUGAAAGGGAGAAUGUGGAGUAUAUUGAACGGGAGGAAUCUGAUGGUGAAUAUGAUGAGUUUGGUAGGAAAAAGAAAAAGUACCGUGGGAAGAGCAACAGCACAUCUUCCACUAAAGAAAGUGAAAAGAAAGAAGUGCCUAAAGAAGAUGAGGAUGAAGAAGAAGAUGAUGAAGAUGGUGACCUGUCCAAAUACAAAUUGGAUGAUGAUGAGGAUGAUGACGAAGAUGGUGAUCUGUCAAAGUACGACCUGGAUGCCAGCGAUGAUGAAAAACCGGUUAAGAAAAAGGGCAGCCGCUCCGGUUCGUCCCGCUCUUCUUCGCCCUCCUCCAGUUCCAGUUCUCGGUCGAGGUCCAGAUCCCGAUCUAGAAGCUCUUCCAGUUCCAGAUCUGGAUCUCGCUCGAGGUCUCGCUCCAGAUCCAGCUCCAGGUCUGGAAAGGGCUCCUCUCCCCCGAAGAGGUCCCGUUCACCCUCCUCCUCACCUGAGAGGAGACAGAAGCGCAGUCGCUCCAGGUCCUCAUCUGGAGGGAGAAAACGGAGGCGUUCUAGAUCACGUUCGUCCGAAAGGUUUGGGUUUCUGUGGAAUACCACAAUGGCACUGAUUAUUGCUAGCCAUCUGCUCGCUUUUGGGAUGUUCAGAGUUACAUACAGAUGUUCACAUUUUGCCGUGUUAAUUCUUUAUAUCCGGAGACCUUGCUUCAUGUAUACGAGAUGUGCAUUUCGCAGAGCCUGCUGACCUUGUCGUUCUUCCCGUGAUGUUUUUGUGAUUUCAGGCGCCGUGGCCAUUCAUCUGGAUCAUCCCAUUCUGGCUCCAGUUCAAAAAAGAAAUAAUUUUCUUUCGGCCUUUAAACCAAGGAAAGGAAUCUUAGUGGAAGUGCAUGUCGUGUGGCAAAGAAAACAUUCGAAUCCCUUCAG
Messenger RNA from Melanotaenia boesemani (Boeseman's rainbowfish), 1323 nucleotides. RefSeq names its product zinc finger, RAN-binding domain containing 2 (gene zranb2). Gene Ontology annotation, molecular function: RNA binding; lipopolysaccharide binding. Bases 92 to 1144 code for a protein of 350 amino acids. Gene Ontology annotation, biological process: RNA processing. The record is from RefSeq and is a predicted model, not a curated record. NCBI's taxonomy places the organism in Eukaryota, Metazoa, Chordata, Actinopteri, Atheriniformes, Melanotaeniidae. The transcript is spliced from 9 exons.